This is a messenger RNA of Galleria mellonella (greater wax moth), 1979 nucleotides long. RefSeq lists its product as uncharacterized. The transcript has 9 exons. Lineage: Eukaryota; Metazoa; Arthropoda; Insecta; Lepidoptera; Pyralidae. Gene Ontology annotation, molecular function: N-acetyltransferase activity. The record is from RefSeq and is a predicted model, not a curated record. Bases 63 to 1868 code for a protein of 601 amino acids.
UAAGGUAUUUUUCAUAAUAACAUUCUAAUCCAUUGAUUCAGAUCGUAGUUCCAGUCAUAAUAAUGUCGAUCUUAAAACAUUUGCUACGAAUCAAUUCAAUAAGUAAUCGUGGAAAUCUACUAAGCACUUCAAUUGCAAAUAAUAUAAAAUCUAUGAAUAGAGAAAUAAAUAAAUUACAAUUAAAAAGAAGAGACGGCAGUAUUGUGAGGUUAGGUAUUCAGUACCUAUCAAUUGAUCUAAUGGAUUUAUUUUUGGAUCUUAAAAUGAAUUAUUUCGUGAAGGAAGAAAUUGGUCACAGAAUUGCGGGUAUUAGUGAAUACCCAGAAGCUGUAAAGGAGUACAGAGAAAUUUUAACAAAUAUGUUCAAGCAUCCGUCUUACAUUACAAGAAUUUACACAAUCGAUGAUGAAUUUAAUUCUAAAACGAAAAUAGUCGCUGCCUCUAUGAUGAAAUUAAUUAAGUCAAACGAAGACUCGGAUGAUAAUAUACACGCAAAUACAAAAGCAUUAAGGAGAUAUAUCGAUAUUUUAUCCACAUAUAAUAAAUUGUUUAGCAUCGAAGAUAUCAUGUCGAUGUACAAUGUGGAUUGUUACUACGAGGAUCUGGGGAUGAUAGUUCAUCCGGAAUAUAGAACGCUUGGAAUUUGUCACUUUGAAGAGGAAGCCAGACGACUGAUGUGCAAAAUACAUAAAAUACGACUGACAGGAGCUUGGUGUACUACGCGUGCAUCUCAGAAAAUAUGCGAGGAAAGAAACUGGGACACUGCCUUUGAGAUAUCUUAUAAAAAACUGGGAUCUCUUCUAGGUGUAAACAUUAAAGAUGCCCCCGCAAUGUGCAAAUAUAUGGCUAUAAAAAUCACUGUUUACAUGGGGAUGUCUACUCACGAGUUUACCCUAGCCUAUGGUUUCUCGCAACUGGUUCAUCCUACUACGAGAUUACCAAAUAUCGAGGACCAUACAAGCUAUUUACUGGACCUUCUGCUGAUUACACUUCCGGACAGAUACUCCAUCACAGUGGAAGCACAGUUUGGCUUACUUUGUAAUAUAGCAUUUGUCAUAUACAGUACCAUGUUGGCGCUCAGAUGUUUAACACAAUUUAUCAUUAAAACUAAUAAAAGAUUACAAAAUGCAUAUGUUUCUAAUUUAAUAUCCACACCUAAUCAAACAUAUGAAAAGGUGGACUUAAAAAAUAAUAAAGACGGAAGUAUCAUAAAGUUACGUAUUCAGGAUUUGUCUGAAGAUAUAUUCGAGGAGCUUUUGGAUUUUACCAUGAAUUACUUCAUAAAGGAGGAAACUACGCAUAAAAUUGCAGGUAUCAGUAAAGAUCCAGAAGCUGUAAAGGAGUUCAGAAAAAUUGUAUCAGAGAUAUAUAUGAAUCCGUCCUGUAUUAAAAGAAUUUACGUGACUGAUGACGAAGUUGAUUCUAACAGGAAAAUUGUCGCUUCAUCUGUGGUAAAAUUGAUUACGUCAAAUGAAGAUAUAAAUGAUAUUUUUCAUCCGAGAACAUAUGCAGUAAGGAGAUAUAGGGAUAUUUUAUCUAUAUAUAACAAAUUGUUUAGUGUCGAGGAUAUUAUGAAGAAGUACAAUGUGGACCGUUAUUAUGAAGACAUGGGUAUGGCGGUUCAUCCCGAUUACAGAACACUUGGAAUGUUUUACUAUGAAAUAGAAACCAGAUUUUGGAUGUGCAAGAAAAAUAAAAUACCCUUAACAGGAGCUUGGUGUACUACGUAUAUGGCUCAAAAAGUAUGCGCGAAGAAAAACUGGCAUACUAGCUUUGAGAUCUCCCGUAAAGAGCUGGAAUCCCAUCUCGGUGUCAACAUCCAGAGUUCUCUUCCCACGUGGAAAUACAUGGCUAUUAAAAUAGAAUGAUAUACAAAAUAGAAAUUUUAUUUCAUUUUUGUAAAAAACUUGCAUCCAUAUCAGUUUUAGUAUUUUUAUAAAAUUUUAUGUAUGUACGUGCAAUAAAUAUUAGUAAACAAA